GCCCACCACCGUCCGAAGCAAAGCGAGCACGAGGCAGCACAAGCGCAGAGCGCAGAGCAGCCAAGCGCCACACGCCGACGCCGAACCAACCAACCAACCAGCUGGUAGUAGUAGUAGGUUCUCGCCCUUCGCCGCGAUGCCUCGCUGCGCGGUCGUCGUCCUCUUCGCCGCGGUGCUCCUCGCGGCCUCCGCCGCCGCGGUCUCCGGGUUCCACCUCGGCGGGGACGAGAGCGGCCUCGUCAGGGGCGUGCUCGCCGCGCUCCGCGAGCGGGCCGAGGCCGAGGACGCCGCGCGCUUCGCCGUCGCCCACCACAACAAGAACCAGGGUGCUGCUUUGGAGUUUACAAGGGUGCUCAAAUCUAAGCGGCAGGUGGUGACCGGGACCCUGCAUGACCUGAUACUGGAGGCAGCUGAUGCUGGAAAAAAGAGUCUGUACAGAGCAAAGGUUUGGGUGAAGCCGUGGGAGGAUUUCAAGUCUGUUGUGGAGUUUCGCCUUGUUGGAGACUCUGAAUCUGAAUCCGAGUCUUCUGUCACUUCUGAUGUUAGCUCUGGGCAAGCGAUUGCCAAGCUCUCUCUUGAAGCAGACAUUGCACAAGAGGAGGCUCACCUGCACACCAUUGAGAAUGAUGGACUUUCCGGCGAUUUCGCAUCAUCCUCUUAGACAUACUUGGUGUGACUAGGAUUCCAGGCAAGGAUGGAAAGCGUGAAGGUUUUAAAUGAAGUUUUAGGUAUUUAGAAUGCUAUAUCGUAGAUUGCUGUCAAGCUGAAAUGCUUUGCCUUGUUUACUGGAAUAUGUAUAUUUCGUUUGUAACGUGGGAGCAUAGAACUGUAUGUUUCGGUUUUUUGCACUGUCCAUUUCCGUGUCUGUAUAUAAGGAGGUUCUGUCUGUGUACGGCAGAGUACUUCAACUGCAUAUAUAUAUAUAUAUAUGUAAUGCAAAAUUGUCGUCUGGUUUCAAGUAAA
Molecule: messenger RNA, 963 nt
Organism: Sorghum bicolor (sorghum)
Lineage: Eukaryota; Viridiplantae; Streptophyta; Magnoliopsida; Poales; Poaceae
Product: cysteine proteinase inhibitor 3
Exons: 4
Coding region: 137-661 (174 amino acids)
Molecular function (GO): cysteine-type endopeptidase inhibitor activity
Source: RefSeq, a predicted model, not a curated record